Talpa occidentalis (Iberian mole) is the source of this 2604-nucleotide messenger RNA. RefSeq names its product leucine rich repeat LGI family member 4 (gene LGI4). The transcript is spliced from 9 exons. Gene Ontology annotation, biological process: neuron maturation; myelination in peripheral nervous system. Gene Ontology annotation, molecular function: protein binding. The record is from RefSeq and is a predicted model, not a curated record. Lineage: Eukaryota; Metazoa; Chordata; Mammalia; Eulipotyphla; Talpidae. The coding region runs from base 387 to 2006 and encodes 539 amino acids.
ACUUAGAGGGAAGUGGAGAGAGGGGGUAGGAAGGCGAGAAAGCAAGACACAGGGCAGGGAGACACACAGACACACACACACAGAGGCCCACAGGGACGGGGAGACCGACCGAGGCAGCGAGAGGAGUAGAGGCAGAGGGGAAACUCCCUGAGUCAGGGGUGCAGAAAGAAGACAGCCAAAGAGAGGGAAAGCGAAGUAAGCCGCAAGCUCGAGGCCAGAGAUACAAGAAAGACAGACUGGAAAAGCGGCGAGAGUGAGGAGAGGAGCCAGCCCGCGCGUGCCAGCUGGCGGCAUGGAGGGGCGCCCGGCCUGGGCCAUGUAGUGGCAGCAGGUUGCCGAGCUGGGUGGGCAGAGAGAAGCGGGUACCUCUGCAGGGGUGAGGGGGCAUGGGAGGGGCAGGCAUUUUGCUGCUGCUGCUGCUGCUGGUAGGGGCCGGGGCGGGGGCAGCCUGGAGACCCCCAAAGGGGAAGUGUCCUCUGAGCUGCUCCUGCUCCAAAGACAGCGCCCUGUGCGAGGGCUCCCCGGACCUGCCCGAGAGCUUCUCCCCGACCCUGCUGUCACUCUCCCUGGUCAGGACCGGGGUCACCCAGCUGAAGUCCGGCAGCUUCCUGAGGAUGCCAUCUCUGCACCUGCUCCUCUUCACAUCCAACUCCUUCUCCGUGGUUGAGGAUGAUGCCUUUGCCGGCCUGUCCCACCUGCAGUACCUCUUCAUCGAGGACAAUAAGAUUGGCUCCAUCUCCAAGAACGCCCUCAGAGGACUUCGCUCACUCACACACCUGAGCCUGGCCAACAACCAGCUGGAGUCCCUCCCCAGAUUCCUGUUCCGAGGUCUGGAGACCCUGACUCAUGUGGACCUCCGCGGGAACCCGUUCCAGUGUGACUGCCGAGUCCUCUGGCUGCUACAGUGGAUGCCCACCGUGAACGCCAGCGUGGGGACCGGGGCCUGCGCGGGGCCCCCGGCGCUGACCCACAUGCAGCUCCGCCACCUGGACCCCAGGACAUUCAAGUGCAGAGCUAUAGAGCUGUCCUGGUUCCAGACCAUCGGGGAGUCGGCGCUGGGAGUGGAGCCUUUCUCCUACCAGGGGGAGCCCCACAUGGUCCUGGCACAGCCCUUUGCUGGCCGCUGCCUGAUCCUCACCUGGGACUACAGCCUGCAGCGCUUCCGGCCUGAGGAAGAGCUGUCCGCGCCCUCCGUGGUGUCCUGCAAGCCGCUGGUGCUGGGCCUGCGCCUCUUCGUGCUGGUCGCCCGCCUCUGGGGAGGUACGCAGCUGUGGGCCCGGCCCCGCCCCGGCCUGCGCCUGGCCCCCAUGCAGGCCCUGGCCCCCCGGCAGCUGCUGCGGCCCAAUGACGCCGAGGUCCUAUGGCUCGAGAAGCAGCCCUGCUUCGUCGUGGCGGACGCCUCCAAGGCGGGCAGCACCACCCUGCUGUGUCUCGAGGGGCCUGGCUUUUACCCGCGACAGAGCCUGCACGCCUGGCACCGCGACACGGACGCCGAGGCCCUGGAGCUGGACGGCCGGCCCCACCUGCUGCUGGCCUCCGCCUCCCAGCGGCCGGUGCUCUUCCACUGGUCCGGGGGCCGUUUCGAGAGACGCACGGACAUCCCUGAAGCCGAGGACGUCUACGCCACACGCCACUUCCAGUCUGGUGGGGACGUGUUCCUGUGCCUCACACGCUACAUCGGGGACUCCAUGGUCAUGCGCUGGGACGGCUCCAUGUUCCGCCUGCUGCAGCAGCUCCCCUCCCGCGGGGCCCACGUCUUCCAGCCACUGCUCAUUGCCAGGGACCAGCUGGCUAUUCUGGGCAGCGACUUCGCCUUCAGCCGGGUCUUUCGCCUUGAGCCCGACAAGGGGCUCCUGGAGCCGCUGCAGGAGCUGGGGCCCCCCGCCUUGGUGGCCCCCCGAGCCUUUGCCCACGUCACCACGGCUGGCAGACGCUUCCUCUUCGCUGCUUGUUUCAAGGGGCCCACACAGAUCUACCAGCAUCAUGAGUUAGACCUCAGUGCCUGAGGCAGAGGGAACUGGAGGUGGCUGGUGGGAAGCAGGCUCGGAGGGUCCUAGGCCUCUGCACGCCCCUUUUACUGGCCCUUUUGAGGGAGACAGCUGGUCCUCUGAGUCACUGAUUGCAGACCAGGUGUAAGGCAAGAGCUAGCUGCCCUUCCAGUCUAAAGUAACACCUUGGCAGGUUCCCCCACCAAGGGUGACCUGGGGCUCAGCCUGGGACACUGCACAGAGCCCGAAUGCAGAAGCUAGGGUGGGGGUACUGUGCAGAACCCUAUGAGAUCUGGCAGCGUGCCCCACGUCCCAGCUCCUGCUCCAGGGGAAAGCACUGAGGAGGACUUGGCUUCCUUUCGCCCCUGCGCUCAGCCCGGCCAAUCGCGUUCAGGGCCCGCCUCCGUGACGUCACUGGUUGCUGGGCAGUUUCUCAGCUGGGCUUGGGACCUUCCUCUGCUGCUUAUGGGCCUGCCAGCUGCCCAGGCCCAGCCCUGAGGGUCGUCCUCUUGCACAAGCGCAGGAAGUAGGUGGGGUACCCGGAUCCCUGGUUCCCCUCCUCGAGGGUGACUGGGGAGAAGACAAGAAAGUGUGUGAGCUCAAUAAACGCGCCGUU